CCUGCCAGUGGUGGUCUGCCCUCCUCAGCUACUGCUGCAGGGGACUGUGUCGCAUAUAUCCCUUCAACCUGUCGUUUGUCAGCACCGGAUUGCCUUUGGACAAGGACGGUGAGACGUCCAGCUUUGACUGUAAGAACGUAUGUGCCUGAGAGUCUGACACACGUCUGUUCAAUGGCUACCUCAGGCCCCACCUCUUCUGCCUCCAUCACUGCCACUGUGCCUGAGGGUUUUCAUUAUGAAACCAAGUACAUCGUGCUCAACUAUCUGGGAAUGCUGCCUGCUAACAGAUCACAGGCAGUAACCACAGCUCAAGGAGAUGGGAGACAGAGGAGCACAAUUAUAAAAGAACACGAAGAAGAGUUGAGACAACUGGAUGAAGAAAUCGCUGCCUCCUCGUCCACAACAGGCUUUGACCGGCACACGUCGCUGGUGUUUAAUCCACCCACUCCAGAGUCCUCUAUUGAAGACUGCCUCGCUGCAGUGGGAGACCGGGUGGCCAGAGAGCUUGACACAAACCUGGCAGCAGCCGUACACACGCUCCUUGCAGGGCCUCUAGACUACCAGAGAUUCAGAGACACAACACGGGAUCUCUCAGUACACACACAGGGAGGCUGGAGCAAGGUGCUUGUACCAUUGGUGUUGCUCCAGGCUUUACAGAGCGAGGGCCAGUCACUGACAACUCUGUCACAUCUGGGCGUGCGCUUCCUAGAGGAGGAUGAAUCUGGCUACAUCAUUCAGCAGGGGGGAUGGAGUGAAGUAUUCAGCCUUGAGUCAGAGGAGGAGCGAGGUGUGACCAUCGCCGAAGACAGCAACGACAUUUACAUCCUUUCAGGGGACCAGCAUCCUGAUCAGCUCAGUCCCCCCUCCUCGCUGCUCUGCACUGGGGACAACAGCAGCGGGCAGAGCUCCUGGCAGACAGAAAGCUUACCUGUGUCUCUGGCGGGCCACGAGUCUUGGGCACAGGUCGGUGCGAUGGACCCUGAAGACGUCAAGAGCCUGGACAGCAACGAGGGCGUGGCUCUGGCUGAGGAGCGCAGUGAAAACAACUCCUCAAACUCGGACAUUGUCCACGUGGAGCGCGAAGACGCCGAGCUGCUCGAGGAAGGAGGUGAAGUGGGCGCAAUAGACGAAAGCAUGAUGAGUGUUUUGGGCACAGAGAGCGAGCUGGCCGAGCUUAGGGAAGAAUUUAGGGACCCGACUCCACCUGUUGCGUUGUCAGCGGAGCCAGACUCCACAGCACCGGCCUCCCUGCUUUCAUUAGAGGAGCCCGUUGUAUUAGAGACGCCUGCGAGCUUGUCGGCAGAGCCCUCCAUCAUCUCCUUAGAACCAGAGCUGCCUCCCGUGGUCCCUGAAGCUGCUGCUCCCCCUCCGUCUGAGGCGGAACCUGCAGCACCUUUAUCUGUUCCUGCAGUAGAACCAGAGCCUGAGCCAGAACCAGCUGCUGCCCCCGACCCAGUGCCUGCUGAGGUGGCACCCACAUCUCUAGCCAAUGAAACCCCAGCAGCACCAGCAGAGCCUGAAGCCACCUCAGAACCAGCUCCUGAACCAGAACAGGAGCCGGAGCCCGUCACAGUGCCUCCCCAGCCAGAGGAGCCAGAAGCAGAGACUGUGGCAGAGCCAGAAGCCCCGCUGGCUGAACCCCUUGUCCCACAGGCUGUAGUGGCCCCUGUAGAAACCCCAGCCGAGGAGCCCCCAGUGCAGCCGGAGCCAGAAUCAGAGCUCCAAGUGCUGCUUUACGGAGGGGCCGCACUGGUGGUUCUCAUUGCUGUAAUAGCAUACGGUGUCAUAAGCUACAGGAGGAAGUAGAUAAUCUGUCUCAGGGGAGGAGAAUGCAAAUUACGAGAUGUUAAGGUAGAAAUAAAUGUAUUAGCACACA
Messenger RNA from Plectropomus leopardus (leopard coralgrouper), 1876 nucleotides. It is a transcript of the gene bcl2l13, whose product is annotated as BCL2 like 13. Gene Ontology annotation, cellular component: membrane; mitochondrion. The record is from RefSeq and is a predicted model, not a curated record. NCBI's taxonomy places the organism in Eukaryota, Metazoa, Chordata, Actinopteri, Perciformes, Serranidae. Gene Ontology annotation, biological process: apoptotic process; regulation of apoptotic process.